Molecule: messenger RNA, 1656 nt
Organism: Lachnellula hyalina
Lineage: Eukaryota; Fungi; Ascomycota; Leotiomycetes; Helotiales; Lachnaceae
Gene: mdm28
Product: LETM1 domain-containing protein mdm28, mitochondrial
Exons: 2
Coding region: 1-1656 (551 amino acids)
Biological process (GO): intracellular monoatomic cation homeostasis
Cellular component (GO): mitochondrial inner membrane
Molecular function (GO): ribosome binding
Source: RefSeq, a predicted model, not a curated record
AUGAGCGCUUCCACCAGACUCGUCCGCAAUGCGGCCCAAUCGUCAUUCUUGACUGGAGCUCGGGCUUUCCCUCGUUCUGGCCCCUCCUCCGCAUACACAGCAUUCCUUCGACGUAAUACACGAACAAUGCCUUCUCAGAUGCCGGCACUGGCUAUUCUGAUUCCACGCAGAGGUGUCCAGACUGACACACAUACCACUGGAGCCCCUUCAUCUGGCCCGCCGCCUGGGUUCAACCCUGAUCAGGCUAAGAGACCUCUCAGUGACGACCCUAAAGCGCCAACGAAGGAGACGGUGGCAAAUAUGGCCGAGAAGCAUGAUGUUGAGCCAGUUCCCAACAACCAAGCCACUGCGGUCCCAAAAACAGAUGCCGUUGAGGCGCUCACGUUGUCGGAGUUGGCUGGCAAGAAAGAUAAAUCCGUGGAGACAACUGACGGCAAAAAGGCAGAUAAGAAGUUGACCAUCGGGCAAAAGAUCAAGAAGGAAGCACAGCACUACUGGGAUGGGACUAAGCUACUUGCCACCGAAGUCAGGAUAAGUACCCGACUAGCCUUGAAGAUGGCAGCUGGCUACGAAUUGAGUCGGAGAGAGCACAGACAACUGCAGCGAACAGUACAAGACAUUGGCCGACUAGUUCCCUUCUCGGUAUUCGUGCUAGUUCCAUUCGCCGAGUUACUGCUUCCAGUAGCCUUGAAGUUGUUUCCCAACCUUCUCCCCAGCACAUAUGAGGCGCAAAAGUCAAAAGAUAAUAAGGCUGCGAGCCUCAGAGGCACCAGAAAGGACGUCAGCAACUUUCUCCGCAAUACCUUGAAAGAGACUGGAUUGCCAUUAAGUCCUUCAAACGCGCAAAAGGACGAGUUCUUGAAAUUCUUCCGCAAGGUCCGAUCUACUGGAGAGCAACCUACACCCAACGAUGUUAUCAAUGUUUGCAAGAUUUUCAAAGACGAUUUGACUCUAGACAAUCUUUCGCGACCACAGCUAGUCGGCAUGUGCAGGUACAUGAAUCUCAACACAUUCGGUACCGAUAUGAUGCUCCGAUACCAAAUCCGCCAUCGCAUGAGACAAAUCAAGCGUGACGACCGAGCAAUCAGCUACGAAGGCGUCGACAGCCUAUCAGUCCCAGAACUCCAAGUCGCAGCCCAAAGCCGUGGAAUUAGAACCCACGGUGUAUCCCCAGCCCGCCUACGUGAUGACCUUCAGCUCUGGCUAGAUCUUCGACUCAAAAACGGCGUCCCAUCCACGCUUCUAGUCUUGAGCAACGCCUUCAUGUACGCACAAGGCAAGGAGUCGGAAUUUUCCACCCAAAUUGACGCACUCACCGGUGUCCUGUCCUCCAUUCCUGAAGAAUUGUUCCAUGAGAUAGAACUCGAAGUCCACAAUGCCGAGGGAGCAGCUACCAACAAGCAACGUCUUGAAGUCCUGAGGGAGCAGCAAGAGCUCAUCGAAGAAGAAAACGAGCAGGAUGAGGAGAACAAAGAAUCUGGACGCGCUACCCCUAGAGAUGACGAGGAUAUCGAUGAGAAAGAGGAGCGCAGACUGGAGGCUGAAUCUACUGCAGCUGGCAAGGAACAAGCCAGUGAAGCUAUUGAGGCCGAGAAGGAGGGCGUUGAGGUGCAGAGGAAGGAGGUGGCGGCUGCUGAUGAGAAGAAGUCUUCUUAA